GCCUCAGUUCUGGAUGGACGGACAGGAAGCGAUGUCAAUUGCUUCUGGCAUGACACGGAAGUCAUUGAAGAUGAUAAGAUGCAUUAUCAGCGGGGAAGACGAAGAUGAAGAUCCGCAAUUGAAAAGUGUUCAACGCGUCUACGAUAUGAUAACCUAAUUUCCAAUGAAAAUCGUUUAAACACAGAGAGAGACUCCACGAAAAAAAAACACCCAAAAAAAGAAGAGAAAAAAAAAACGAAACCAAAACGAAAGUAAAAAGAUUUCUUUAAACGAAGGGGCGUUCGGUUCAUAUGUUUCAACAAUAUUCAAGGGCGUGGCGCCCAAGCAAACUAUAAACAUACCCACAGAGAGAGCAAGAGAGAGAGAUCCACAAACGAGAGGUGAAACAACGAUAUUUCAUAUACGCAUUGGUGUGGUGUGGAGCGGAGCGGAGCAGCAGCUGGAAAAGACUCUUGUGAAAUUCCCGUAAGUUGUGAUCUUUGAUGCGAAUAAACCUGCGCUUGGACUGGAGGGCCCUGGCGCUGCUGGGCGCCCUCCUUUCGUGUAUCAUUGCCUGGCAGGGCUGCUUGGUAUUUGCGAUGCCGAUGGCUCUAACAACGAUAUCGAACCAACAAACAAUCAACACUAACAAUAACAGCCAUUCAAAUAGUACUCGGUUUAGUAAUAGUAAUUAUCUACAAAGUGAUCAUAGUCGUAAUCAAUUAGUGAGUGUAAUAAAUCAAUCAACAAAUCAAAGUAUUAAUGCUGAAUUUAAUCAGAGUUUAACAAAAAUGCAACAAAAAACUGCCAUACAAACAACAACAACAACAACAGAAGAAGAAACAACAACAACAACAACAGUAGAAACCACAUCACAAUCCUAUGAUCAGGAACAGGAUGAUGAUCAGGUGGAGGAGCCUUUGGGAUUUGUCAUCUCUGCGGGGGCUCCCAGCGAACAUCUGGCGGUGCUAUCGCGCACCGAAAGAAGCCUUAGACAUCAGCAGAAAAAGCAUCAUAAUAAUAAUAAUAAUAAUAAUAACAAUUUCAUUGGUUCGAAAUCGAAAAGACUGAAUAACUCUAGAAGUAAUCUAAACAUAAGUAGCAGUAGCAGUAACAGUAACAAUAGCAAUAGUCCCAUCAACAAUCUGGAUCGUAACGAACGCUCCACAGUGCCCCAAUCGCAUCUGGCCUGGACCUCCCGAAAGAUCCAGUUGUACAUCAAGAAUCGCAUCUUGCAACUCCUACGCGACGGCACUGUCAACGGCACCCAAGACGAGCAGAGUGAAUACACGAUUCUCCAGCGCUCCACCGUGGAUGUGGGACGCAUUAAGCUGCAGAGCGUGGCCACAUGCCUGUACCUGUGCAUGGAUGCCUGUGGCGCUGUCUAUGGCUCGGUCUCCGCUCUGUUGCAGAAAGAUUUCACCGACGACUGUGUCUUCAACGAAAACAUGGGCCUGCAGAACUACAACACGUACUCCUCCACCUACAACUCGAAUGCCCGGAGGGUCUACUACCUGGCCCUGAAUCGCCACGGCGAGCCCAGGCGGACCCAGAUACCGGCCAGCCGUUCGCUGGGGAAGCUUACCACCUACACGAACGCCAUCACGGAGACGGUGCCCCAGGAGCGGGUGGAGCAGUUGAUAGCCAAGAAUUUUGGGGCGAAUCGCAUCAAGCACGGCGUGCGGCAACUCUGUGAUACGGGCAAGCCGCUGAUUGAAUUGAUUGAUGCGGCGAAUUUUAAGAAGCCACCAGAGUGUAGCAGUACUGGAAGUGGCAGUGGCACGAGUGCUACCACUACUACCACUACUACCAGCUGUGGGGGCAGCAGUUCUUCGUGUACUUCCCCCACAACCAGUAGUAAUAGUAGCAGUACAGUUCCUGUGCCUGCGGCCAGAGCGUCCGGCAGCCUGAUUAGUAUUAGUAACAGUAGUCAAAGCGAGAGCGGCCAUAUUAGCAGUAGCCUUAGCACUAGCACUAGUAAUAGUACUAGCAGUAGCAGUAGCAGUAGUAGCAGUAGCAGUAGCAGUAGCAGUAGUCCCUUGCAUCCUCCUCCUCCGCCGCAUCCUCUGCAUCCAAAGCAGAAGAAGAAGAAGCUACGCAAAUGCAAGCUCCACGAAAGCGAGGAGCUACACAAUUGCCAGAAGCGACCCGCGGGCGGCGGGGCUGGGGCUCUGAGAAAGCGCGGCCCCAAGGCCCAGCGCUGCAAGGAGCUGCGCGACAAGGCGGCAGCAGAGGGUGGUCCGCCACCUAACUGUGGCAAGAAGAACGGUGCAAAGAAGAAUGCAGCAGGCGGAGCAGUAGAAGCCUCCCCGCCAGCCCUGCCCAAGGCCGUCCAACAGCGGCCACGAGCGGGGAUGGGUGGCAAGAAGAAAGGGCCACCCAAGGGCGGCAAGCAGCGUCCGAUUGGUGGCAAGAAGCAGCUCCAGCAGGCCAGAGGGGCGGCCUUGUGGGGCAGUGGCAAGCAGCGCAAGCAGCGACCCAGCACCACGACGAUGGCCACCAGCCUGGCCACGCCCUCGGACAGCCACUGGGAGAGCAGCUCCCCGCUGCCGUCGAUGGCGCUGAGCGAGACCAGCGAUCGCGUGGAGCGGAAUGUCCGCAUGAGCAGCAUGGAGGAGGAGCAGGACGAGGACGAGGGAUCCCUGGAGGAUGCCAGCUACGAGGACGCCACAUCCGAGGCGCAUGCGCGCAGUGCCGCUGGCGACGAUUCGCUAUACUACGAUUUCGGACCAUUGUCCCCCAGCUAUGAUCGCCACACGGGGACACGAUGAAUAUCAAAAUGUAUUACGACGGAGUCUCGAGUACUUUAUAAGAACCGAACCACCCAAACAAAUUGGAUUAGAAGUACCAUCGAAAUUUAUGAUAAAUUGCACGCCCAUCCGACAACAGAACAGAUGUGUAUUCUAUAUGUAUGUAUAAUCGCAGGCCAUAACACUAGAUCUAAACAAAAGUCUAUUGAAAUACUUGAGUCUCUUGAAGAACGAUGAAAAAAUACUCAAAAAUACGACCACAUGGAAAAAAAUAGAAACCGAUAACUUGCAAAGAGUGCGCUUUAAAUCGUUUGUAAUAGCUGUUAUCGAAACGGAGAAAAUUUCGAAUAUGUUGAGAGAACCUUCUUGUACAUAGAACCACACACCACACGGUUUUAGUCCUUAAGAUACUAUGCAAAACGAUUAAAAACAAAAACUCACAAAUCACAAGAAUUGUAUUUUUAUUUAUAAAAUUUUUGAGCAAACAAAACUAAUAUGUAUGUAAUUAAUAUUUAUUUUCGAAUCGAUCGAUCGGCCAGAGAUAAGCGAGAAAUUAUAGCUAAUAGAUUUUUUGUAUAAUUGAGUUAUUUAUUGUAUUUAUUUGCAAAUACUAUUUAUUUAUAGACUACUAGAUUAAGUUUCCCUAGAACUAACAGAUCUUUGUUAUACUUAAAAAACAAUUUCCAUAUAAGAAGAGCAUG
This is a messenger RNA of Drosophila pseudoobscura, 3430 nucleotides long. RefSeq names its product fibroblast growth factor branchless (gene bnl). The coding region runs from base 483 to 2750 and encodes 755 amino acids. Gene Ontology annotation, cellular component: cytoplasm. Lineage: Eukaryota; Metazoa; Arthropoda; Insecta; Diptera; Drosophilidae. The transcript has 5 exons. The record is from RefSeq and is a predicted model, not a curated record. Gene Ontology annotation, molecular function: fibroblast growth factor receptor binding; growth factor activity. Gene Ontology annotation, biological process: positive regulation of protein phosphorylation; positive regulation of gene expression; fibroblast growth factor receptor signaling pathway.